ACGCGCGCCGGCGACCAUGGCGUUCGCCGGGUUGGAGCGAGUGCAUUAACCCCGGGAGGCGGCGGCAGCGGCGGCGAGGGAGCGAGCCUCGAGCGGGCGGGCCCCAGCCUGAGGGAAGGGAGGAAGGGGCGGGGAGAGCGCCAGAGGGAGGCCGGUCGGCCACGGGCGGGCGGGCAGCGCAGCGCCAAGCGGGGCCCGCGGGCCCAUGAGGAGGCCCGGGGACCAUGGGCUCCAGGAUCAAGCAAAACCCAGAGACCACGUUUGAAGUAUAUGUUGAAGUGGCCUAUCCCAGGACGGGUGGCGCUCUUUCAGAUCCUGAGGUGCAGAGGCAAUUCCCGGAGGACUACAGUGACCAGGAAGUUCUACAGACUUUGACCAAGUUCUGUUUUCCCUUCUAUGUGGACAGCCUCACAGUCAGCCAAGUCGGCCAGAACUUCACGUUUGUGCUCACGGACAUUGACAGCAAGCAGAGGUUUGGGUUCUGCCGCCUAUCUUCUGGAGCCAAGAGCUGCUUCUGCAUCCUAAGCUACCUCCCCUGGUUCGAGGUGUUUUAUAAGCUGCUCAACAUCUUGGCCGAUUACACGACCAAAAGACAGGAAAGCCAAUGGAAUGAGCUCCUUGAAACCCUGCACAGACUUCCCAUCCCUGACCCAGGAGUGUCUGUUCAUCUCAGCGUGCAUUCUUAUUUUACUGUGCCUGACACCAGAGAACUUCCCAGCAUACCUGAAAAUAGAAAUCUGACAGAAUAUUUUGUGGCUGUGGAUGUUAACAACAUGUUGCACCUGUACGCCAGCAUGCUCUACGAACGCCGCAUCCUCAUCAUUUGCAGCAAGCUCAGCACUCUGACCGCCUGCAUCCACGGCUCGGCCGCGAUGCUGUACCCCAUGUACUGGCAACACGUGUACAUCCCGGUGCUGCCGCCUCACCUGCUCGACUACUGCUGUGCUCCCAUGCCCUACCUCAUAGGAAUCCAUUUAAGUUUAAUGGAGAAAGUCAGAAACAUGGCCCUGGACGAUGUCGUGAUCCUCAACGUGGACACCAACACCUUGGAAACCCCCUUCGAUGACCUCCAGAGCCUCCCAAAUGAUGUGAUUUCUGCCCUGAAGAGCAGGCUGAAGAAAGUCUCCACAACUACCGGUGAUGGUGUGGCCAGAGCGUUCCUGAAGGCCCAGGCUGCGUUCUUCGGAAGCUACCGCAAUGCUCUGAAGAUUGAGCCCGAGGAGCCCAUCACCUUCUGUGAGGAGGCCUUCGUGUCCCACUACCGCUCCGGCGCCAUGAGGCAGUUCCUGCAGAAUGCCACGCAACUGCAGCUCUUCAAACAGUUCAUUGAUGGCCGCUUGGACCUCCUGAAUUCUGGAGAAGGUUUCAGUGACGUCUUUGAGGAGGAGAUCAACAUGGGCGAGUAUGCAGGCAGUGACAAAGUGUACCAUCAGUGGCUCUCCACAGUCCGGAAAGGAAGCGGGGCCAUCCUGAACACCAUGAAAACGAAAGCCAACCCCGCCAUGAAGACCGUCUACAAGUUUGCAAAAGAUCAUGCAAAAAUGGGAAUAAAAGAGGUGAAAAACCGCUUGAAGCAAAAGGACAUCACGGAGAACGGCUGUGCACCCCCGACAGAGGAGCAGCUGCCCAAGACUUUGCCGUCCCCACUGGUGGAGGCCAAGGACCCCACGCUCCGGGAAGACCGCAGACCCAUCACCGUGCACUUCGGACAGGUGCGCCCACCUCGGCCACACGUGGCCAGGAGACCGAAGAGCAACAUCCCAGCAGACGGCCGGAGGACAUCAGUGUCCAGCCCUGAACACCUGGUAAAGCCCUCGCGACACUAUGCCGUCUUCCUGUCCGAGGACUCCUCUGACGAUGAGUGCCCGCGGGAAGAGGGCCCCAGCGCUGGCUUCAGCGGCAGCUUCUUCUCUGCUCCCUUCGAAUGGCCGCAGCCCUACCGGACACUCAAGGAGUCUGACAGCGCAGAAGGCGAGGAGGCCGGGAGCCCCGAACAGCGGGCGCGGGCACCCCAGGUCCCUGGGCCCGCCCCUCCUGACCGCGCUGCCAGCAUCGACCUGCUGGAAGACGUGUUCAACAGCCUGGAAAUGCAGGCCCCCCUUCAGCCACUGGGCCAAGCCAAAAGCCUGGAGGACCUCCGGGCCCCCAAGGACGCGACGGAGCAGCCAGGCACAUUUGGUUACCAGAGGCUGGACCUGGGCAGGAGUGAGAGGAGCCUCGGGCUGACGAUGGCCCUAAAGCUCGCCCACCCUUACAACAAGCUCUGGAGCCUGGGCCAGGAUGACAUGGCCAUCCCCAGCAAGCCCCUCGCCGCCUCCCCCAAGAAGCCCUCGCCCCAGCUGGGCAGCUCCCCGGCCCUGCCCCUUGGGCCCCAGGAUCAGGACGGCAUCUGGAACCCUGGCAAGAGGGAGGCAGCGCCCACCCCAACUCCAGGCAGCAUCACCAUCCCCCGGCCGCAGGGCAGGAAGACCCCCGAGCUGGGCAUUGUGCCUCCGCCACCUGCCACUCGCCCAGCCAAGCUCCCAGCUGCCAGCCUAGACCUCUCAGAGGUACCACCUGCUGAUGGAGACCGGCGGGCAGCCCUGAGCCCCGCCCUGUUCCCAGGUCUGCUCCCCAGCGCCGCCCCCCAAGGCCCUCUGGAACUGCUGCCUCCACUCAGCCCGGCCCCAGGGGCUGCACCUACAGGUGGCGACACCCUGCUUGCCCUCCUGGACCCACUCAACACGACCCGGUCAGGCUCCUUCCCGCCCCGCACUAACGCCCAAUGCACAGCCACUCCCUUCACCCCGCAGUUCAGCUUCCCCGCUGCAGGAACUCCGAACACCUUCCCACAGCCACCCCUUAACCCAUUUGUCCAGCCCAUGCCAGCCCCCCCGCCCACACUGCCACUGCGCCCCUUAGCACCCGGGCCUUUCGGGAUGCCACCCGCAACCCUGGGGCCAGCUUUCCCACCCAGCCUCCUGCUGUCUGGCUCUGGCUUCUGCACCCCUCACCGAUCUCAGCCCCACCUCUCCGCCCUCUCCAUGCCCAACCUCUUUGGCCAGGCACCCAUGGGUGCCCACACUAGCCCCCUACAGCCACUCGGCCCGCCGGCAGCUGCCCCAUCAAGGAUCCGAACACUGCCCCUGCCCCGCUCCAGUGCCAGGGCUGUGGAGGCCAAGCAGGGGCUGGCCCUGAGGCCCACAGACACCCCACUUGUGCCUGCUAGACCCUCUCAGGGCCUGGAGCCAGCCCUGCAGCCCUUGGUCCCCCAACAAGCCAGAGACCCCUUUGAAGAUCUGUUACAGAAAACCAAGCAGGACGUGACAUCUGUGGGCUCGGUGGAGCAGCUCCGGAAGCAGUGGGAGACAUUCGAGUGAGCCCGGCUGGCCCUCAGCCUUCCCUGCCGCUGCUUCUGCCAGGACUGGGCUGGCGGGCAGGGGCAGGACACCUCCCAGCCGCCCCCUCUGUCCCUCCACACUGCCCACUUGUGGGCUCUGGUCCUGGGCAAUGGGGGCCUAGCCCACCCUGCUGCCAACCCCUCCUGGCACCCGAUGGGGCCUUGCACUGAAGAGCUCAACUGGGUCAGGAGUGCCAAGCCUCCCCUGGAGAGGCUGCGCUCAGCGUGGGCACCGGGGCUGGUGGGGGGCACAUGGAGUAAGUGCCCCCCCCACCAGCUGGAAGGCCUGCCUGGCCCUCAUGAGCAAUACAUAGUCUUCGCCUUCAUGAGUCUUCACCCCGACCCCCAAGCUCCACUUGUGUCUGGGGUACAGAGAGGUCUUGGGACCCUUUGUGAUGGCGAAAUCCCAGCCAGUGCCAGCCCCACGUUGGGGCCAGGAGUGCCAGCCGCUGUGACUUGGGAGACACCCCCCGAAGCCGAGCGUGCUGGGAGAGGACCUCAGCCCUGUCACUUCUGACACAGCGCCUAGAGGGGCAGCGCAGGCAACAGAGACCCGAACCCAGUCCCCAGGCCAAGCCAACUGCCACAGACGGCCGUGGAUGUGGGAGGCCCUGCUGUCCCAGGCCCACGUGGCAUGGCUGACCGAGGCUACACCAGCCUGGACUUCCCCAGGCCAGCCCCGGCCCGGGCACGUGGCGCUGCUCGCCAGCACAGAAAUUCCUGAGACGUCACCAAAGUAAAACCGCAGUGUUCUGUUACCGUUCCUUUCAUCUCUCUUUUCCUCUUUGCUUUAUUGAUUUGAUGAACCUUGAAAUCGACUCCUCUCAAUAAACCACGUUCCAGCAGG
Messenger RNA from Ochotona princeps (American pika), 4226 nucleotides. RefSeq names its product DENN domain containing 1A (gene DENND1A). The coding region runs from base 225 to 3359 and encodes 1044 amino acids. NCBI's taxonomy places the organism in Eukaryota, Metazoa, Chordata, Mammalia, Lagomorpha, Ochotonidae. The record is from RefSeq and is a predicted model, not a curated record. Gene Ontology annotation, molecular function: phosphatidylinositol phosphate binding; guanyl-nucleotide exchange factor activity. The transcript has 23 exons. Gene Ontology annotation, biological process: endocytosis; endocytic recycling. Gene Ontology annotation, cellular component: cytosol; clathrin-coated vesicle.